UUUGAGGAGAAUCGCGGACGGAACCUACAAUACUUUAACGCAAGGACGGAUAUGAUUUCCGUCAACAUUAAAAAAUUCCUUGACCAUAGAAUCACUCAAUAACUUUUUGCUACGAGCACGAAUUUGCCUGAGAGUCAAAUUAACCAAGUAACAUAGGGACCACGCCUUGCAACUUCACAACAUGAGCGUCACCGAAGCUGCGAACGAACAAGGGGAGUUGAAAGGUCGAAAGCGAAAUGCUGAAACGGCCGAGAUCGAAAUUGAUGUCGAUGCCCCAGAACCACCCUCUAAGAAGGCUUUGCGCAAAGCAAAGCGGACGAAACCUCUCAUAGAUAAUGACACUCAGUCCACGAAAGCAGUCUCAGGACCGUCUCUCAAACAUUCCGAGCCGCUUCCCGAAAAUCAGAGGCGAUCACCAUAUGGCAUCUGGAUCGGCAAUCUCUCCUUCAGUACGACUAAAGAUGAUCUUGUCAGAUUCUUCACUACAAAUUCGCAGACUCCUAUUGCCGAGGAGCAGAUAACGAGGAUUCAUCUUCCACCAGGACCAGUGAAAUUUGGUAAAGCAACGAACAAAGGCUUCUCGUACGUUGACUUUACGGACGAAGCCACACUCAACGUGGCAUUGCAAUUUAGCGAGGGUCUCCUGGACGGCAGACGAGUGCUCAUUAAAAACGCAAAAAGUUUCGAAGGGAGACCGGAGAAGAAGGCGGAGGAUGACUCGCAAAAAAAGGCACCCAGCAAGCGAAUCUUUGUGGGCAAUCUCGAUUUCGACGCGACUAUGGAGGACCUCGAGGAGCAUUUUGGUGUUUGUGGGACUAUCGAGAAAGUCCAUAUGGCGACAUUCGAGGAUAGCGGCAAGUGCAAAGGCUUUGCCUGGGUGGACUUCACGAACCUGGCUUCAGCAGAGGCUGCGAUGCGAGGCUGGGUGGAACCCAAGAAGAUUUCACAGGUAACAUCGUCAGGCCCAAGACCUGCGCAACAGCGGAUCUGGCUACGGAAGCUCAAAGGCAGACAGUUGAGAAUGGAAUUUGCCGAAGACAAAGUCACUCGAUAUCAGAAACGAUAUGGAAAGAAUGCAAAGACCAAGACUCAACAAGACGAAGAGACCGAGGAGCCUAUACGAGAGGUUGACGAUGUUGCAGAACCGCUAGCGACCAAAUCUGAGAGCAAGAGGCCUCCGAGCAAGAAAAGGAAACCCGAGGGCAAAUAUACUGAGGAAACAGUACAGAGAUUGACUGGAGCCAUUAUUGAGAGUAAAGGUCAACGGACGGUGUUUGAGUAACGUAGUGCAUACAGCGAAGCAAGCUAUUGGAAGCGUACUAUGU
Messenger RNA from Exophiala viscosa, 1325 nucleotides. RefSeq names its product nucleolin. The record is from RefSeq and is a predicted model, not a curated record. Gene Ontology annotation, molecular function: RNA binding. Bases 182 to 1282 code for a protein of 366 amino acids. The transcript has a single exon. Gene Ontology annotation, cellular component: nucleolus. Lineage: Eukaryota; Fungi; Ascomycota; Eurotiomycetes; Chaetothyriales; Herpotrichiellaceae.